Molecule: messenger RNA, 294 nt
Organism: Penicillium diatomitis
Lineage: Eukaryota; Fungi; Ascomycota; Eurotiomycetes; Eurotiales; Aspergillaceae
Exons: 1
Coding region: 1-294 (97 amino acids)
Source: RefSeq, a predicted model, not a curated record
AUGAAUAAGCAGCUCAAGGGCCGAGAGCUUCUAACCUCGCUCACAGAUCAAAAGUCCCUGGGUCAGACUUCAAGUUCCGAUUCCUCAAGGUCAGAUUCAAACCCGGAUGACACUGUUCAGGCACAGGCCGGGACAUCAAAGAAGACUCAAUCAGUCGCCGAUGCAGAUGCGCAGCUGCGGGAGCGAUUGGAGAAAAUGUCAGGAGAAGGGGGAGCUGCGGGAAUUGAAUAUGAAGAUGGAAAGCCCAGCGCUAUGAAACGGGGUGUGCGAAAUAAUAUGUUCAGACUAAUCUGA